UUGUGUAACCCCACCCACGCUUCAAGAGCAGACUUCUGCCUACCUGUCAGUUGUGAUCCCAGUUUAACUCAUGCAUGUUUACCUUCACUAUUAAGCUUAAUCAGGCUCUCGUCGGACAAGUGGGAGUAUCUUGAACUGUUAGCGAAGGCAUGGACAGCCAAGGGAGGAAGGUGGUGGUUUGUGACAAUGGGACGGGGUUUGUCAAGUGUGGCUUUGCUGGGUCCAACUUCCCCAAGCACAUUUUCCCAGCCAUGGUGGGACGGCCAAUCAUACGGUCGAACACCAAAGUGGGCAACAUUGAGAUCAAGGACCUGAUGGUUGGGGAGGAAGCCAGCGAGUGCCGCUCCAUGCUGGAGGUGUCCUACCCCAUGGAGAACGGCAUGGUGCGAUGCUGGGAAGACAUGCUGCACCUGUGGGACUACACCUUCGGCCCAGAGUGUCUCAGCAUCAGCCCAUCAGAAUGCAAGAUCCUGCUGACUGAGCCACCCAUGAAUCCCACCAAGAACCGAGAGAAAAUCGCUGAGAUCAUGUUUGAAAAGUACCAGUUUCAUGGGAUCUACGUGGCGAUUCAGGCCGUGCUCACACUCUACGCCCAGGGUUUGCUUACCGGGAUGGUUAUAGACUCGGGAGACGGCGUCACCCACAUCUGUCCGGUUUACGAGGGCUACUCUCUACCCCACCUCACGCGCAGGUUGGACAUUGCAGGACGAGACAUCACGCGCUACCUCAUUAAGCUCCUGCUGCUGCGUGGCUAUGCCUUCAACCACACGGCUGACUUUGAGACGGUGCGGAUGUUGAAGGAGAAGCUCUGCUACGUUGGAUACAACAUUGAACAAGAGCAGCGCCUGGCUCUGGAGACCACCUACCUGGUAGAGUCCUAUACGCUCCCCGAUGGCCGGCAGAUAAAUGUAGGCGGAGAGCGAUUUGGGGCUCCAGAAGCUCUUUUCCAGCCUCACCUCAUCAACGUGGAAGGAGCCGGCGUGGCUGAGCUGCUCUUCAACACCAUCCAGGCUGCAGACAUUGACCUGAGGGCUGACUUCUACAAGCACAUUGUCCUGUCAGGAGGGACCACCAUGUAUCCGGGCCUUCCCUCCAGGCUGGAAAGAGAGAUCAAGCAACUCUAUCUGGAGAGGGUGCUUGAUGGAGACACCCAGAAGCUAUCAAAAUUCAAGAUCCGAAUCGAGGACCCGCCCAGGCGCAAGCACAUGGUGUUCCUGGGCGGAGCUGUGCUGGCCAACAUCAUGAAAGACAAGGACUCCUUCUGGCUCAGCCUGGAGGAGUACAGGGAGAAGGGCCUAGGCGUGCUGAAAAAACUGGGAGGAGGAAUCCGAUGAAACAAUCACAACAGAAAAGAUAGAGAGAAACCAACGUAUGAACUAAUGCUAAUUUUGUUAUUUCAUCAAAAAGAUUGCCCAAUUAUUGUCUCUUCCUCUUCUCUGUUCAUAAAAACAAUGAGUUUUAUUCUAAUGCUUCUGUUACCAUAAACGCUGUAAAGCAAGCAAUCAACUGGAUUUUGUAAGUUUUAUUACUAAACCAGACAUUUUUGUUUUCUUGGUUUA
Messenger RNA from Poecilia latipinna (sailfin molly), 1559 nucleotides. Its product is annotated as actin-related protein 2. Bases 150 to 1334 code for a protein of 394 amino acids. The record is from RefSeq and is a predicted model, not a curated record. NCBI's taxonomy places the organism in Eukaryota, Metazoa, Chordata, Actinopteri, Cyprinodontiformes, Poeciliidae. The transcript has 9 exons.